AUGAGGUUAAACGACGAGAAUCCUCUAAAUGUUUUAUUUCAAACCAGGACACACGAUGAUAGUGGUGGUGCUCUUCAGACACUAUUAAUGGUGGCAUGUGGUGUGCCUGAUACCAGUGGGCAAGCUGUCGCGGGUAUCAGGACACGCCGUGCCACCGAGAAAACCACAAGCACCGAGCGCAUCGGUAUCAGGCUGCACCGUCCGCAGCUCAUCACCAAACAGAAUUUUCCUCAACGACGUCGUCGUCUCCGGCGCUGA
Messenger RNA from Gongylonema pulchrum, 258 nucleotides. Lineage: Eukaryota; Metazoa; Nematoda; Chromadorea; Rhabditida; Gongylonematidae. The record is from the annotation of a GenBank genome assembly.